Messenger RNA from Puccinia triticina, 2346 nucleotides. RefSeq lists its product as uncharacterized. Bases 1 to 2346 code for a protein of 781 amino acids. NCBI's taxonomy places the organism in Eukaryota, Fungi, Basidiomycota, Pucciniomycetes, Pucciniales, Pucciniaceae. Gene Ontology annotation, cellular component: post-mRNA release spliceosomal complex. Gene Ontology annotation, biological process: mRNA splicing, via spliceosome. The transcript is spliced from 10 exons. The record is from RefSeq and is a predicted model, not a curated record.
AUGGCCGGAGCGAAGGAAACGUCUCGAGUCGAGAAAGGGAGCAAACGCGAGUCGAGCACGAAAAAGCACAAGAAACAUAAGCACAGACCCGAUCCGGUGGGGCGGCAGGAGGAGGAGGAGUCAGAUGAGUGGGUCGAAAAAGAACUGCCAGUGGAGCAAGGAGUUAAGUCCACCACAAUCCCAAAACCUGAACCCGUCAUUGCGAGCGAUGAUCAGCAUAGCAAGACAGAGGAGGCAAGAUCCGCAGGACGAGAGAGUUGGAUGAUAUCCAAGGAUGGUCAGGAAGGCAGUCGGGACGACGAAUUUCUCAGCGGUCUAGGUACAUUGGUUAGCUCUAGAGUCAACAAGGAGAAAGAAGAUCAAGCAAGGGCCAAAGAAAAAGACUCACUUCGUCAGUCUUCCAGCUCUAUCAAGCGACUAGGAGCAGGCGAUCCAGAUUACCAACCCGAUGCCAAACCUUCUCAAACGCCAAUCACCCCAGGAGGUCCGGGUUAUCAAUGGAGACUGACAAAGCUAAAACGGACUUAUGAUACUGCUCAAGAGGAGAACCGGCGUAUCGAGGAAGUGGCUCUCGAACGAUACGGAACAUUAGAAGCCUGGGAACAAGCCAACGAAGAGCGUCGGAUCGUUGAAGAUCGUCGGAAUCAUUCUGGCCACGAAAGUGGACGUAGUACACCUCGACAAGACUCGUCGUCCUAUGAGCGCCGAUACAUGUUCACCAACAAUGAGGCUAACAGCAGUAGCAGUCGUCCAAAUAGUCGAGCUGGCUUUCGAAAACCUAAUUCUGCCCUUAACACCCCCGAAGGUGGCCGUCUGGGAACUAACAAACGCGUGGAUGAAAUCCGAGUCGGCCCUUCAGCCUCUAACCCCGUUUCACCUUCACCAUCGGGAUCAUCAACCCCAAUUCCUUCGGUCAUCAAUCCCCUUGCGAACCGAGCAUCACUAGCUGGAAUAAAUAAACCUCCAGCGGACACGACCACGCUCAAUAAACUUCAGGCCAGCAUCAUGAAAGCUAAACUGAUGAAUCCAGGCGCGGUCCCCGAGCUUGAAAAACAGUACAAGGAAGCCCUAGAAUCUCAAAAACGUGGCCCGUCAACUCAACAAACCGUUGAACUGAUCCCGUCCCUCGACGCAAGAGGAAGGAUGUAUGACAUUGGUGCCGGAAUUGAGUCUGAUGAGGCUUCGUCAUCGAAGCCUGGAAACAGGAGGAAAAAAGAGGCCAAGUUUGAAACACGUGAUCCCAAAACUGGACAGCUGUUGAGAUUCAAUGCAGAUGACGACCAAAUCAGUUUAGGCCAAAUGGUCAGACAAGAGAAACUUCAGGCGGGUGCCGCCGACCAAAAAGAUUUCGAUGUCGAAAUGGCUUCGAGGAUUAUGGGUGAUGCGAAAUUCGAAAAUGAUCUGGAUUACAUGGACGAUAAUGCCGACCGACUGGCAAGGAAGAAAAUGAAAACAGAUGCAUCGAAAAGAAUGUUCGCCAUCAAUGAUUAUGCACGGACGAGGAAAGCGUUGGAGAGUUGUGAGUUUUGUUUCAAGGACGACGGAUCACCCCCAUCGAAUUUAGGAAUAAUCUCGAGUGGCUCUAAGGUCUAUUUGAGUUGCACUCAAUUCGAAGAACUCGUCGAUGGUCAUUGUUGGAUUGUUCCUAUGCAGCAUUGUCUUUCCACCUUGGAGCUUGAUGAUGACGUUUGGGAUGAGAUCAAAAAUUACAUGAAAUGUUUAAUGAGGAUGUUUUCGGAAAAGCACGAUAAAGGGGUUGUCUUUUACGAGACCGUUAUAAGCUUUAAGCAUCAGCUUCAUACCUACAUUGAAGUAGUCCCAAUCCCAUGGGAUUUAUUUAAUGAUAUACCUGCUUAUUUCCGAGAAUCAAUCAAUUCGUGUGAAUCAGAAUGGUCUCAACACAGGAAGCUGAUCAACUUUAGUGACAGGCCGGGGGGCUUCCGAAGAUCGAUGGUUUCGAAACUACCCUACUUUAUGAUCCAGUGGGAUUACAAGGGCGAAAAGGGCUUCGGACAUGUCAUUGAAGGUAAUGAUGAACAAGGGGCUUCCAAAGGCAACACUGGAGCAGAGGAGGAUUACACAUCGAUUGUUGAUGAUGGCUUAAAAGGAAGUAAAUUUCCCAGAUACUUUGCCGCUGAAAUCAUCGGAAAUCUCUUGGAAUUAGAACCUCAUAAAUGGAGGAAACCCAAAAGGACCGGACAUCACCAACAUCGAAAUAAUCAUAACCAUAGCAGCAGCAGCAGCAGUAGCCAUAGUCACAGUCUGUCUGGUUUGAAUCGGACUCGAGUGGAUAAGUUUUUGAAUCAGUUGGGAUAUUCGAAGUUUGACUGGAUCGGUCUAUUGUAA